Messenger RNA from Odocoileus virginianus texanus, 567 nucleotides. Its product is annotated as profilin-1-like. Lineage: Eukaryota; Metazoa; Chordata; Mammalia; Artiodactyla; Cervidae. Gene Ontology annotation, biological process: regulation of actin filament polymerization; actin cytoskeleton organization; positive regulation of actin filament bundle assembly. The record is from RefSeq and is a predicted model, not a curated record. Gene Ontology annotation, cellular component: cytoplasm. Gene Ontology annotation, molecular function: actin binding.
AUGGUUUGGUCGCCAUGUUUUGGCCCCGGUUCCUCUAGAAUCUAUCCUCAAUAUGACAUCUUCCAGACUCUAGAAUCUAUAGUGAUGUCACUCCUUUGCUUGAAACCUACCAGUGGCUCUCCAUUUCAGAGAUGUCAGCUUCAUGAGGCCAGGGACUUUUUGUUCACUGCUAGAUCUCCAAAGUCUGGAACAGACUUGGAACACAGAAACCUGUUCCAACUGACCCAGGAAGAAAUUCAGAUCUUGCUGGUGAGAGAAGGGAGAGAGAAGUUGUUUCUUCAGGGAAUCACCCUUGCAGGGACCAAAUGUUUGUUGAUCCGGGACAACCUAUACACUGAGGGCAACAACACCAUGGAUCUCCGCACCAAAAGCCAGAGUUGGGGCAGCCAAGCAGUGACAGUAGUUCAGGUCGAGUCUGUAUACCUUGUGGUGAUGGGACAAAAAGGAACAGAAGGAGGGCCUCUCAACUUCAAGGCUUUUGAGAUGGCGGGUUGUGUCAAGGAAGCCAUUCAUCAACAUAUGGCCCAUUUCUAAGUAAAUAAAAAGGCCUUGAUGUUUGACCUGGAA